Talaromyces rugulosus is the source of this 1245-nucleotide messenger RNA. RefSeq lists its product as uncharacterized. The record is from RefSeq and is a predicted model, not a curated record. NCBI's taxonomy places the organism in Eukaryota, Fungi, Ascomycota, Eurotiomycetes, Eurotiales, Trichocomaceae. The transcript is spliced from 2 exons. The coding region runs from base 1 to 1245 and encodes 414 amino acids.
AUGGGGUCUACUGGCUUCAGCUUUGACAUGGACGCCCAAACCAUCCAACGCUCCAAGGAGGAGAACCAAGAACGCGCCUUUGUGGCUGCCUCGCGACGCAAAGACCGCAGCCUCGAUGCGCGUCUGGAGUCGGCCAACCGAGCCUCCAUGCUUCACAAGAAGCGCACCGGCAAGGCUCUGCACAUCACCAAGGAGAUCGUCGAGCGAGAGGCCAUGUACGAGGAAGUCGACGAGCGAUAUCAAGAGAAACGCAUGAAACUACUCAAGGCCCAUACCACCGAGCUAGAAGCCCAGUUCCAUCGCCAUCUCAUGGCCGCCAUGGCCUAUGGUCCCAACGCCGCCGCCAACGCCAACAGCAACCGCGCCUCUUUUGGGGGUGGUCGUGUCUCUCAGGGUGGCGGCAUCCAGAAGAUGCGCAUCGACGUGCCAGCCGCUCAAUCCUUCUUUCCCGAGCGCUCACAGCAGCAGCAACAGUCGCUGUCGCCUACUACCCCGUCUUCUAUCAAACAAGACCCUACAAGCCCAACCUUUGGUAGCUCAUAUCCGUCCCCUGCCGAGUCUUAUGUCCAGACCCCGGGUAGUUACUACAUGGCCCCUACCCAGCAAUGCCCCCCAUACCUCUCUCAACAGCAAAUGUCCGCGUUUAUGCCUCAGCAUCUAAACUCCUCGCCGCCGUGGGACUCAACACAGCAGUUCCUAGCUCUGCAGCAGUCAGUGAACGCCUUGGAGACCAGUCCCGGGCAAAUGGCUUCCAUGACACAGAUGGUACCACAACCUUCUCAGCCUAUCCGGCAACGAGUCGCAUCUGUGCCAGACGUCCUGUUGUUCCAACAACAAUAUAUGACUCCAUCCGUACCGGAUGUCUCUCGGGCUCAGUCCGAACCUUUUAUUCCCGACAACCACGAAGACCAGAUGAUGCCAGUGCUGACGAAUAACAACAACAACAAUAAUAACAACAACGCGGGCCUUUCACCGCCCCCGAUGACAUCCAACUCAUCGCAGACCAGCUCUGAAGACAAACAGUCCCCCGUGUUGGGACAAGAUUCGUUUGUCCAUGUUAAUAAAGAGGCAGUCCUCGGGAUGACCGAAGUGCUGGAUACCAACUUUGACCCCGAGUACACUGACUUUUUUGAUUUCUCCACUGCUUUGGAGGACCAGUGGCAGAUGCCCAUGGCUGAUCCUUGCUACGAGGACUGGGGGCAUUUGGAGAAUGUGGACUACGAACUGGCUGUUUCUGGCAUAUGA